Meloidogyne enterolobii is the source of this 141-nucleotide messenger RNA. Lineage: Eukaryota; Metazoa; Nematoda; Chromadorea; Rhabditida; Meloidogynidae. The record is from the annotation of a GenBank genome assembly.
AUGCAAAUGCUUGAACAGAAGGGCGUAAUUAAUGGUUUUAGUAAAUUACUCAAUACAGUAACCCCUGUCGAUGCAAGUACUUGUAUGUUUCCACCCAAUCUUUUUGCACAUGCUGGAAGUGGAUUUGGAUUAUCUAAUUAG